AUGCCUCACAACCCGCUGACACCUCGAGAGGCACGCGGAGUUCAUUGCUUCAAAAGGCUCAAGACGUAUGCCAACUUCCCAGAAGCACCUCAGGAGGAGGCUUCUCUCAACAAUAGGCUCAAGACGUAUGCCAACUUCCCAGAAGCACCUCAGGAGGAGGCUUCUCUCAGCAAUAGGCUCAAGACGUAUGCCAACUUCCCAGAAGCACCUCAGGAGGAGGCUUCUCUCAGCAAUAGGCUCAAGACGUAUGCCAACUUCCCAGAAGCACCUCAGGAGGAGGCUUCUCUCAGCAAUAGGCUCAAGACGUAUGCCAACUUCCCAGAAGCACCUCAGGAGGAGGCUUCUCUCAGCAAUAGGCUCAAGACGUAUGCCAACUUCCCAGAAGCACCUCAGGAGGAGGCUUCUCUCAGCAAUAGGCUCAAGACGUAUGCCAACUUCCCAGAAGCACCUCAGGAGGAGGCUUCUCUCAGCAAUAGGCUCAAGACGUAUGCCAACUUCCCAGAAGCACCUCAGGAGGAGGCUUCUCUCAGCAAUAGGCUCAAGACGUAUGCCAACUUCCCAGAAGCACCUCAGGAGGAGGCUUCUCUCAGCAAUAGGCUCAAGACGUAUGCCAACUUCCCAGAAGCACCUCAGGAGGAGGCUUCUCUCAGCAAUAGGCUCAAGACGUAUUCCAACUUCCCAGAAGCACCUCAGGAGGAGGCUUCUCUCAGCAAUAGGCUCAAGACGUAUGCCAACUUCCCAGAAACACCUCAGGAGGAGGCUUCUCUCAGCAAUAGGCUCAAGACGUAUGCCAACUUCCCAGAAGCACCUCAGGAGGAGGCUUCUCUCAGCAAUAGGCUCAAGACGUAUGCCAACUUCCCAGAAGCACCUCAGGAGGAGGCUUCUCUCAGCAAUAGGCUCAAGACGUAUGCCAACUUCCCAGAAGCACCUCAGGAGGAGGCUUCUCUCAGCAAUUGGCUCAAGACGUAUGCCAACUUCCCAGAAGCACCUCAGGAGGAGGCUUCUCUCAGCAAUAGGCUCAAGACGUAUGCCAACUUCCCAGAAGCACUUCAGGAGGAGGCUUCUCUCAGCAAUAGGCUCAAGACGUAUGCCAACAUCCCAGAAGCACCUCAGGAGGAGGCUUCUCUCAGCAAUAGGCUCAAGACGUAUGCCAACUUCCCAGAAGCACCUCAGGAGGAGGCUUCUCUCAGCAAUAGGCUCAAGACGUAUGCCAACUUCCCAGAAGCACCUCAGGAGGAGGCUUCUCUCAGCAAUAGGCUCAAGACGUAUGCCAACUUCCCAGAAGCACUUCAGGAGGAGGCUUCUCUCAGCAAUAGGCUCAAGACGUAUGCCAACUUACCAGAAGCACUUCAGGAGGAGGCUUCUCUCAGCAAUAGGCUCAAGACGUAUGCCAACUUCCCAGAAGCACCUCAGGAGGAGGCUUCUCUCAGCAUUAGGCUCAAGACGUAUGCCAACUUCCCAGAAGCACUUCAGGAGGAGGCUUCUCUCAGCAAUAGGCUCAAGACGUAUGCCAACUUCCCAGAAGCACCUCCAGAGGAGGCUUCUCUCAGCAAUAGGCUCAAGACGUAUGCCAACUUCCCAGAAGCACCUCAGGAGGAGGCUUCUCUCAGCAAUAGGCUCAAGACGUAUGCCAACUUCCCAGAAGCACUUCAGGAGGAGGCUUCUCUCAGCAAUAGGCUCAAGACGUAUGCCAACUUCCCAGAAGCACCUCAGGAGGAGGCUUCUCUCAGCAAUAGGCUCAAGACGUAUGCCAACUUCCCAGAAGCACCUCAGGAGGAGGCUUCUCUCAGCAAUAGGCUCAAGACGUAUGCCAACUUCCCAGAAGCACCUCAGGAGGAGGCUUCUCUCAGCAAUAGGCUCAAGACCUAUGCCAGCUUCCCAGAAGCACGUCAGGAGGAGGCUUCUCUCACCAAUAGGCUCAAGAAGUAUGCCAACUUCCCAGAAGCACGUCAGGAGGAGGCUUCUCUCACCAAUAGGCUCAAGACGUAUGCCAACUUCCCAGAAGCACCUCAGGAGGAGGCUUCUCUCAGCAAUAGGCUCAAGACGUAUGCCAACUUCCCAGAAGCACGUCAGGAGGAGGCUUCUCUCACCAAUAGGCUCAAGACCUAUGCCAACUUCCCAGAAGCACCUCAGGAGGAGGCUUCUCUCACCAAUAGGCUCAAGAAGUAUGCCAACUUCCCAGAAGCACGUCAGGAGGAGGCUUCUCUCACCAAUAGGCUCAAGACGUAUGUCAACUUCCCAGAAGCACCUCAGGAGGAGGCUUCUCUCAGCAAUAGGCUCAAGACGUAUGCCAACUUCCCAGAAGCACCUCAGGAGGAGGCUUCUCUCAGCAAUAGGCUCAAGACGUAUGCCAACUUCCCAGAAGCACGUCAGGAGGAGGCUUCUCUCACCAAUAGGCUCAAGACGUAUGUCAACUUCCCAGAAGCACCUCAGGAGGAGGCUUCUCUCAGCAAUAGUCUCAAGACGUAUGCCAACUUCCCAGAAGCACCUCAGGAGGAGGCUUCUCUCAGCAAUAGGCUCAAGACGAAUGACAACUUCCCAGAAGCACCUCAGGAGGAGGCUUCUCUCAGCAAUAGGCUCAAGACGUAUGCCAACUUCCCAGAAGCACCUCAGGAGGAGGCUUCUCUCAGCAAUAGUCUCAAGACGUAUGCCAACUUCCCAGAAGCACCUCAGGAGGAGGCUUCUCUCAGCAAUAGGCUCAAGACGAAUGACAACUUCCCAGAAGCACCUCAGGAGGAGGCUUCUCUCAGCAAUAGGCUCAAGACGAAUGACAACUUCCCAGAAGCACCUCAGGAGGAGGCUUCUCUCAGCAAUAGGCUCAAGACGAAUGACAACUUCCCAGAAGCACCUCAGGAGGAGGCUUCUCUCAGCAAUAGGCUCAAGACGUAUGCCAACUUCCCAGAAGCACCUCAGGAGGAGGCUUCUCUCAGCAAUAGUCUCAAGACGUAUGCCAACUUCCCAGAAGCACCUCAGGAGGAGGCUUCUCUCAGCAAUAGGCUCAAGACGAAUGACAACUUCCCAGAAGCACCUCAGGAGGAGGCUUCUCUCAGCAAUAGGCUCAAGACGUAUGCCAACUACCCAGAAGCACCUCAGGAGGAGGCUUCUCUCAGCAAUAGGCUCAAGACGUAUGCCAACUUCCCAGAAGCACCUCAGGAGGAGGCUUCUCUCAGCAAUAGGCUCAAGACGUAUGCCAACUUCCCAGAAGCACCUCAGGGGGAGGCUUCUCUCAGCAAUAGGCUCAAGACGUAUGCCAACUUCCCAGAAGCACCUCAGGAGGAGGCUUCUCUCAGCAAUAGGCUCAAGACGUAUGCCAACUUCCCAGAAGCACCUCAGGAGGAGGCUUCUCUCAGCAAUAGGCUCAAGACGUAUGCCAACUUCCCAGAAGCACCUCAGGAGGAGGCUUCUCUCAGCAAUAGGCUCAAGACAUAUGCCAACUUCCCAGAAGCACCUCAGGAGGAGGCUUCUCUCAGCAAUAGGCUCAAGACGUAUGCCAACUUCCCAGAAGCACCUCAGGAGGAGGCUUCUCUCAGCAAUAGGCUCAAGACAUAUGCCAACUUCCCAGAAGCACCUCAGGAGGAGGCUUCUCUCAGCAAUAGGCUCAAGACGUAUGCCAACUUCCCAGAAGCACUUCAGGAGGAGGCUUCUCUCAGCAAUAGGCUCAAGACAUAUGCCAGCUUCCCAGAAGCACCUCAGGAGGAGGCUUCUCUCAGCAAUAGGCUCAAGACGUAUGCCAACUUCCCAGAAGCACCUCAGGAGGAGGCUUCUCUCAGCAAUAGGCUCAAGACGUAUGCCAACUUCCCAGAAGCACCUCAGGAGGAGGCUUCUCUCAGCAAUAGGCUCAAGACAUAUGCCAACUUCCCAGAAGCACCUCAGGAGGAGGCUUCUCUCAGCAAUAGGCUCAAGACGUAUGCCAACUUCCCAGAAGCACCUCAGGAGGAGGCUUCUCUCAGCAAUAGGCUCAAGACGUAUGCCAACUUCCCAGAAGCACCUCAGGAGGAGGCUUCUCUCAGCAAUAGGCUCAAGACGUAUGCCAACUUCCCAGAAGCACCUCAGGAGGAGGCUUCUCUCAGCAAUAGGCUCAAGACGUAUGCCAACUUCCCAGAAGCACCUCAGGAGGAGGCUUCUCUCAGCAAUAGGCUCAAGACGUAUGCCAACUUCCCAGAAGCACCUCAGGAGGAGGCUUCUCUCAGCAAUAGGCUCAAGACGUAUGCCAACUUCCCAGAAGCACCUCAGGAGGAGGCUUCUCUCAGCAAUAGGCUCAAGACGUAUGCCAACUUCCCAGAAGCACCUCAGGAGGAGGCUUCUCUCAGCAAUAGGCUCAAGACGUAUGCCAACUUCCCAGAAGCACCUCAGGAGGAGGCUUCUCUCAGCAAUAGGCUCAAGACGUAUGCCAACUUCCCAGAAGCACCUCAGGAGGAGGCUUCUCUCAGCAAUAGGCUCAAGACGUAUGCCAACUUCCCAGAAGCACCUCAGGAGGAGGCUUCUCUCAGCAAUAGGCUCAAGACGUAUGCCAACUUCCCAGAAGCACCUCAGGAGGAGGCUUCUCUCAGCAAUAGGCUCAAGACGUAUGCCAACUUCCCAGAAGCACCUCAGGAGGAGGCUUCUCUCAGCAAUAGGCUCAAGACGUAUGCCAACUUCCCAGAAGCACCUCAGGAGGAGGCUUCUCUCAGCAAUAGGCUCAAGACGUAUGCCAACUUCCCAGAAGCACCUCAGGAGGAGGCUUCUCUCAGCAAUAGGCUCAAGACGUAUGCCAACUUCCCAGAAGCACCUCAGGAGGAGGCUUCUCUCAGCAAUAGGCUCAAGACGUAUGCCAACUUCCCAGAAGCACCUCAGGAGGAGGCUUCUCUCAGCAAUAGGCUCAAGACGUAUGCCAACUUCCCAGAAGCACCUCAGGAGGAGGCUUCUCUCAGCAAUAGGCUCAAGACGUAUGCCAACUUCCCAGAAGCACCUCAGGAGGAGGCUUCUCUCAGCAAUAGGCUCAAGACGUAUGCCAACUUCCCAGAAGCACCUCAGGAGGAGGCUUCUCUCAGCAAUAGGCUCAAGACGUAUGCCAACUUCCCAGAAGCACCUCAGGAGGAGGCUUCUCUCAGCAAUAGGCUCAAGACGUAUGCCAACUUCCCAGAAGCACCUCAGGAGGAGGCUUCUCUCUGCAAUAGGCUCAAGACGUAUGCCAACUUCCCAGAAGCACCUCAGGAGGAGGCUUCUCUCAGCAAUAGGCUCAAGACGUAUGCCAACUUCCCAGAAGCACCUCAGGAGGAGGCUUCUCUCUGCAAUAGGCUCAAGACGUAUGCCAACUUCCCAGAAGCACCUCAGGAGGAGGCUUCUCUCAGCAAUAGGCUCAAGACGUAUGCCAACUUCCCAGAAGCACCUCAGGAGGAGGCUUCUCUCAACAAUAGGCUCAAGACAUAUGCCAACUUCCCAGAAGCACCUCAGGAGGAGGCUUCUCUCAGCAAUAGGCUCAAGACGUAUGCCAACUUCCCACAAGCACCUCAGGAGGAGGCUUCUCUCAGCAAUAGGCUCAAGACGUAUGCCAACUUCCCAGAAGCACCUCAGGAGGAGGCUUCUCUCAACAAUAGGCUCAAGACGUAUGCCAACUUCCCAGAAGCACCUCAGGAGGAGGCUUCUCUCAGCAACAGGCUCAAGACGUAUGCCAACUUCCCAGAAGCACCUCAGGAGGAGGCUUCUCUCAGCAACAGGCUCAAGACGAAUGCCAACUUCCCAGAAGCACCUCAGGAGGAGGCUUCUCUCAGCAAUAGGCUCAAGACGUAUGCCAACUUCCCAGAAGCACCUCAGGAAGAGGCUUCUCUCAGCAAUAGGCUCAAGACGUAUGCCAACUUCCCAGAAGCACCUCAGGAGGAGGCUUCUCUCAGCAAUAGGCUCAAGACGAAUGCCAACUUCCCAGAAGCACCUCAGGAGGAGGCUUCUCUCAGCAAUAGGCUCAAGACGAAUGCCAACUUCCCAGAAGCACCUCAGGAGGAGGCUUCUCUCAGCAAUAGGCUCAAGACGUAUGCCAACUUCCCAGAAGCACCUCAGGAGGAGGUUUCUCUCAGCAAUAGGCUCAAGACGUAUGCCAACUUCCCAGAAGCACCUCAGGAGGAGGCUUCUCUCAGCAAUAGGCUCAAGACGUAUGCCAACUUCCCAGAAGCACCUCAGGAGGAGGCUUCUCUCAGCAAUAGGCUCAAGACGUAUGCCAACUUCCCAGAAGCACCUCAGGAGGAGGCUUCUCUCAGCAAUAGGCUCAAGACGUAUGCCAACUUCCCAGAAGCACCUCAGGAGGAGGCUUCUCUCAGCAAUAGGCUCAAGACGUAUGCCAACUUCCCAGAAGCACCUCAGGAGGAGGCUUCUCUCAGCAAUAGGCUCAAGACGUAUGCCAACUUCCCAGAAGCACCUCAGGAGGAGGCUUCUCUCAGCAAUAGGCUCAAGACGUAUGCCAACUUCCCAGAAGCACCUCAGGAGGAGGCUUCUCUCAGCAAUAGGCUCAAGACGUAUGCCAACUUCCCAGAAGCACCUCAGGAGGAGGCUUCUCUCAGCAAUAGGCUCAAGACGAAUGCCAACUUCCCAGAAGCACCUCAGGAGGAGGCUUCUCUCAGCAAUAGGCUCAAGACGAAUGCCAACUUCCCAGAAGCACCUCAGGAGGAGGCUUCUCUCAGCAAUAGGCUCAAGACAUAUGCCAACUUCCCAGAAGCACCUCAGGAGGAGGCUUCUCUCAGCAAUAGGCUCAAGACGUAUGCCAACUUCCCAGAAGCACCUCAGGAGGAGGCUUCUCUCAGCAAUAGGCUCAAGACGUAUGCCAACUUCCCAGAAGCACCUCAGGAGGAGGCUUCUCUCAGCAAUAGGCUCAAGACGUAUGCCAACUUCCCAGAAGCACCUCAGGAGGAGGCUUCUCUCAGCAAUAGGCUCAAGACGUAUGCCAACUUCCCAGAAGCACCUCAGGAGGAGGCUUCUCUCAGCAAUAGGCUCAAGACAUAUGCCAACUUCCCAGAAGCACCUCAGGAGGAGGCUUCUCUCAGCAAUAGGCUCAAGACAUAUGCCAACUUCCCAGAAGCACCUCAGGAGGAGGCUUCUCUCAGCAAUAGGCUCAAGACGUAUGCCAACUUCCCAGAAGCACCUCAGGAGGAGGCUUCUCUCAGCAAUAGGCUCAAGACGUAUGCCAACUUCCCAGAAGCACCUCAGGAGGAGGCUUCUCUCAGCAAUAGGCUCAAGACGUAUGCCAACUUCCCAGAAGCACCUCAGGAUGAGGAUUCUCUCAGCAAUAGGCUCAAGAUGUAUGCCAACUUCCCAGAAGCACCUCAGGAGGAGGCUUCUCUCAGCAAUAGGCUCAAGAUGUAUGCCAACUUCCCAGAAGCACCUCAGGAGGAGGCUUCUCUCAGCAAUAGGCUCAAGACAUAUGCCAACUUCCCAGAAGCACCUCAGGAGGAGGCUUCUCUCAGCAAUAGGCUCAAGACGUAUGCCAACUUCCCAGAAGCACCUCAGGAGGAGGCUUCUCUCAGCAAUAGGCUCAAGACGUAUGCCAACUUCCCAGAAGCACCUCAGGAGGAGGCUUCUCUCAGCAAUAGGCUCAAGACGUAUGCCAACUUCCCAGAAGCACCUCAGGAGGAGGCUUCUCUCAGCAAUAGGCUCAAGACGUAUGCCAACUUCCCAGAAGCACCUCAGGAGGAGGCUUCUCUCAGCAAUAGGCUCAAGAUGUAUGCCAACUUCCCAGAAGCACCUCAGGAGGAGGCUUCUCUCAGCAAUAGGCUCAAGACAUAUGCCAACUUCCCAGAAGCACCUCAGGAGGAGGCUUCUCUCAGCAAUAGGCUCAAGACGUAUGCCAACUUCCCAGAAGCACCUCAGGAGGAGGCUUCUCUCAGCAAUAGGCUCAAGACGUAUGCCAACUUCCCAGAAGCACCUCAGGAGGAGGCUUCUCUCAGCAAUAGGCUCAAGACGUAUGCCAACUUCCCAGAAGCACCUCAGGAGGAGGAUUCUCUCAGCAAUAGGCUCAAGACGUAUGCCAACUUCCCAGAAGCACCUCAGGAGGAGGCUUCUCUCAGCAAUAGGCUCAAGACGUAUGCCAACUUCCCAGAAGCACCUCAGGAGGAGGCUUCUCUCAGCAAUAGGCUCAAGACGUAUGCCAACUUCCCAGAAGCACCUCAGGAGGAGGCUUCUCUCAGCAAUAGGCUCAAGACGUAUGCCAACUUCCCAGAAGCACCUCAGGAGGAGGCUUCUCUCAGCAAUAGGCUCAAGACGUAUGCCAACUUCCCAGAAGCACCUCAGGAGGAGGCUUCUCUCAGCAAUAGGCUCAAGACGUAUGCCAACUUCCCAGAAGCACCUCAGGAGGAGGCUUCUCUCAGCAAUAGGCUCAAGACGAAUGCCAACUUCCCAGAAGCACCUCAGGAGGAGGCUUCUCUCAGCAAUAGGCUCAAGACGAAUGCCAACUUCCCAGAAGCACCUCAGGAGGAGGCUUCUCUCAGCAAUAGGCUCAAGACGUAUGCCAACUUCCCAGAAGCACCUCAGGAGGAGGCUUCUCUCAGCAAUAGGCUCAAGACGUAUGCCAACUUCCCAGAAGCACCUAAGGAGGAGGCUUCUCUCAGCAAUAGGCUCAAGACGUAUGCCAACUUCCCAGAAGCACCUCAGGAGGAGGCUUCUCUCAGCAAUAGGCUCAAGACGAAUGCCAACUUCCCAGAAGCACCUCAGGAGGAGGCUUCUCUCAGCAAUAGGCUCAAGACGUAUGCCAACUUCCCAGAAGCACCUCAGGAGGAGGCUUCUCUCAGCAAUAGGCUCAAGACGAAUGCCAACUUCCCAGAAGCACCUCAGGAGGAGGCUUCUCUCAGCAAUAGGCUCAAGACGUAUGCCAACUUCCCAGAAGCACCUCAGGAGGAGGCUUCUCUCAGCAAUAGGCUCAAGACGAAUGCCAACUUCCCAGAAGCACCUCAGGAGGAGGCUUCUCUCAGCAAUAGGCUCAAGACGAAUGCCAACUUCCCAGAAGCACCUCAGGAGGAGGCUUCUCUCAGCAAUAGGCUCAAGACGUAUGCCAACUUCCCAGAAGCACCUCAGGAGGAGGCUUCUCUCAGCAAUAGGCUCAAGACGUAUGCCAACUUCCCAGAAGCACCUCAGGAGGAGGCUUCUCUCAGCAAUAGGCUCAAGACGUAUGCCAACUUCCCAGAAGCAAGUCAGGAGGAGGCUUCUCUCAGCAAUAGGCUCAAGACGAAUGCCACCUUCCCAGAAGCACCUCAGGAGGAGGCUUCUCUCAGCAAUAGGCUCAAGACGAAUGCCAACUUCCCAGAAGCACCUCAGGAGGAGGCUUCUCUCAGCAAUAGGCUCAAGACGUAUGCCAACUUCCCAGAAGCACCUCAGGAGGAGGCUUCUCUCAGCAAUAGGCUCAAGACGUAUGCCAACUUCCCAGAAGCAAGUCAGGAGGAGGCUUCUCUCAGCAAUAGGCUCAAGACGUAUGCCAACUUCCCAGAAGCAAGUCAGGAGGAGGCUUCUCUCAGCAAUAGGCUCAAGACGUAUGCCAACUUCCCAGAAGCAAGUCAGGAGGAGGCUUCUCUCAGCAAUAGGCUCAAGACGUAUGCCAACUUCCCAGAAGCAAGUCAGGAGGAGGCUUCUCUCAGCAAUAGGCUCAAGACGUAUGCCAACUUCCCAGAAGCACCUCAGGAGGAGGCUUCUCUCAGCAAUAGGCUCAAGAUGUAUGCCAACUUCCCAGAAGCACCUCAGGAGGAGGCUUCUCUCAGCAAUAGGCUCAAGACGUAUGCCAACUUCCCAGAAGCACCUCAGGAGGAGGCUUCUCUCAACUAUAAGCUCAAGACGUAUGCCAACUUCCCAGAAGCACCUCAGGAGGAGGCUUCUCUCAGCAAUAGGCUCAAGACGUAUGCCAACUUCCCAGAAGCACCUCAGGAGGAGGCUUCUCUCAGCAAUAGGCUCAAGACGUAUGCCAACUUCCCAGAAGCACCUCAGGAGGAGGCUUCUCUCAACUAUAAGCUCAAGACGUAUGCCAACUUCCCAGAAGCACCUCAGGAGGAGGCUUCUCUCAGCAAUAGGCUCAAGACGUAUGCCAACUUCCCAGAAGCACCUCAGGAGGAGGCUUCUCUCAGCAAUAGGCUCAAGAUGUAUGCCAACUUCCCAGAAGCACCUCAGGAGGAGGCUUCUCUCAGCAAUAGGCUCAAGACAUAUGCCAACUUCCCAGAAGCACCUCAGGAGGAGGCUUCUCUCAGCAAUAGGCUCAAGACGUAUGCCAACUUCCCAGAAGCACCUCAGGAGGAGGCUUCUCUCAGCAAUAGGCUCAAGACGUAUGCCAACUUCCCAGAAGCACCUCAGGAGGAGACUUCUCUCAGCAAUAGGCUCAAGACAUAUGCCAACUUCCCAGAAGCACCUCAGGAGGAGGCUUCUCUCAGCAAUAGGCUCAAGACGUAUGCCAACUUCCCAGAAGCACCUCAGGAGGAGGCUUCUCUCAGCAAUAGGCUCAAGACGUAUGCCAACUUCCCAGAAGCACCUCAGGAGGAGGCUUCUCUCAGCAAUAGGCUCAAGACGUAUGCCAACUUCCCAGAAGCACCUCAGGAGGAGGCUUCUCUCAGCAAUAGGCUCAAGACGUAUGCCAACUUCCCAGAAGCACCUCAGGAGGAGGCUUCUCUCAGCAAUAGGCUCAAGAUGUAUGCCAACUUCCCAGAAGCACCUCAGGAGGAGGCUUCUCUCAGCAAUAGGCUCAAGACGUAUGCCAACUUCCCAGAAGCACCUCAGGAGGAGGCUUCUCUCAGCAAUAGGCUCAAGACGUAUGCCAACUUCCCAGAAGCACCUCAGGAGGAGGCUUCUCUCAGCAAUAGGCUCAAGACGUAUGCCAACUUCCCAGAAGCACCUCAGGAGGAGGCUUCUCUCAGCAAUAGGCUCAAGACGUAUGCCAACUUCCCAGAAGCACCUCAGGAGGAGGCUUCUCUCAGCAAUAGGCUCAAGACGUAUGCCAACUUCCCAGAAGCACCUCAGGAGGAGGCUUCUCUCAGCAAUAGGCUCAAGACGUAUGCCAACUUCCCAGAAGAACCUCAGGAGGAGGCUUCUCUCAGCAAUAGGCUCAAGACAUAUGCCAACUUCCCAGAAGCACCUCAGGAGGAGGCUUCUCUCAGCAAUAGGCUCAAGACGUAUGCCAACUUCCCAGAAGCACCUCAGGAGGAGGCUUCUCUCAGCAAUAGGCUCAAGACGUAUGCCAACUUCCCAGAAGCACCUCAGGAGGAGGCUUCUCUCAGCAAUAGGCUCAAGACGUAUGCCAACUUCCCAGAAGCACCUCAGGAGGAGGCUUCUCUCAGCAAUAGGCUCAAGACGUAUGCCAACUUCCCAGAAGCACCUCAGGAGGAGGCUUCUCUCAGCAAUAGGCUCAAGACGUAUGCCAACUUCCCAGAAGCACCUCAGGAGGAGGCUUCUCUCAGCAAUAGGCUCAAGACGUAUGCCAACUUCCCAGAAGCACCUCAGGAGGAGGCUUCUCUCAGCAAUAGGCUCAAGACGUAUGCCAACUUCCCAGAAGCACCUCAGGAGGAGGCUUCUCUCAGCAAUAGGCUCAAGACGUAUGCCAACUUCCCAGAAGCACCUCAGGAUGAGGCUUCUCUCAGCAAUAGGCUCAAGACGUAUGCCAACUUCCCAGAAGCACCUCAGGAGGAGGCUUCUCUCAGCAAUAGGCUCAAGACGUAUGCCAACUUCCCAGAAGCACCUCAGGAGGAGGCUUCUCUCAGCAAUAGGCUCAAGACGUAUGCCAACUUCCCAGAAGCACCUCAGGAGGAGGCUUCUCUCAGCAAUAGGCUCAAGACGUAUGCCAACUUCCCAGAAGCACCUCAGGAGGAGGCUUCUCUCAGCAAUAGGCUCAAGACGUAUGCCAACUUCCCAGAAGCACCUCAGGAGGAGGCUUCUCUCAGCAAUAGGCUCAAGACGUAUGCCAACUUCCCAGAAGCAAGUCAGGAGGAGGCUUCUCUCAGCAAUAGGCUCAAGACGUAUGCCAACUUCCCAGAAGCAAGUCAGGAGGAGGCUUCUCUCAGCAAUAGGCUCAAGACGUAUGCCAACUUCCCAGAAGCACCUCAGGAGGAGGCUUCUCUCAGCAAUAGGCUCAAGAUGUAUGCCAACUUCCCAGAAGCACCUCAGGAGGAGGCUUCUCUCAGCAAUAGGCUCAAGACGUAUGCCAACUUCCCAGAAGCACCUCAGGAGGAGGCUUCUCUCAACUAUAAGCUCAAGACGUAUGCCAACUUCCCAGAAGCACCUCAGGAGGAGGCUUCUCUCAGCAAUAGGCUCAAGACGUAUGCCAACUUCCCAGAAGCACCUCAGGAGGAGGCUUCUCUCAGCAAUAGGCUCAAGACGUAUGCCAACUUCCCAGAAGCACCUCAGGAGGAGGCUUCUCUCAACUAUAAGCUCAAGACGUAUGCCAACUUCCCAGAAGCACCUCAGGAGGAGGCUUCUCUCAACUAUAAGCUCAAGACGUAUGCCAACUUCCCAGAAGCACCUCAGGAGGAGGCUUCUCUCAGCAAUAGGCUCAAGACGUAUGCCAACUUCCCAGAAGCACCUCAGGAGGAGGCUUCUCUCAGCAAUAGGCUCAAGACGUAUGCCAACUUCCCAGAAGCACCUCAGGAGGAGGCUUCUCUCAGCAAUAGGCUCAAGAUGUAUGCCAACUUCCCAGAAGCACCUCAGGAGGAGGCUUCUCUCAGCAAUAGGCUCAAGACAUAUGCCAACUUCCCAGAAGCACCUCAGGAGGAGGCUUCUCUCAGCAAUAGGCUCAAGACGUAUGCCAACUUCCCAGAAGCACCUCAGGAGGAGGCUUCUCUCAGCAAUAGGCUCAAGACGUAUGCCAACUUCCCAGAAGCACCUCAGGAGGAGACUUCUCUCAGCAAUAGGCUCAAGACAUAUGCCAACUUCCCAGAAGCACCUCAGGAGGAGGCUUCUCUCAGCAAUAGGCUCAAGACGUAUGCCAACUUCCCAGAAGCACCUCAGGAGGAGGCUUCUCUCAGCAAUAGGCUCAAGACGUAUGCCAACUUCCCAGAAGCACCUCAGGAGGAGGCUUCUCUCAGCAAUAGGCUCAAGACGUAUGCCAACUUCCCAGAAGCACCUCAGGAGGAGGCUUCUCUCAGCAAUAGGCUCAAGACGUAUGCCAACUUCCCAGAAGCACCUCAGGAGGAGGCUUCUCUCAGCAAUAGGCUCAAGACGUAUGCCAACUUCCCAGAAGAACCUCAGGAGGAGGCUUCUCUCAGCAAUAGGCUCAAGACGUAUGCCAACUUCCCAGAAGCACCUCAGGAGGAGGCUUCUCUCAGCAAUAGGCUCAAGACGUAUGCCAACUUCCCAGAAGCACCUCAGGAGGAGGCUUCUCUCAGCAAUAGGCUCAAGAUGUAUGCCAACUUCCCAGAAGCACCUCAGGAGGAGGCUUCUCUCAGCAAUAGGCUCAAGACGUAUGCCAACUUCCCAGAAGCACCUCAGGAGGAGGCUUCUCUCAGCAAUAGGCUCAAGACGUAUGCCAACUUCCCAGAAGCACCUCAGGAGGAGGCUUCUCUCAGCAAUAGGCUCAAGACGUAUGCCAACUUCCCAGAAGCACCUCAGGAGGAGGCUUCUCUCAGCAAUAGGCUCAAGACGUAUGCCAACUUCCCAGAAGCACCUCAGGAGGAGGCUUCUCUCAGCAAUAGGCUCAAGACGUAUGCCAACUUCCCAGAAGCACCUCAGGAGGAGGCUUCUCUCAGCAAUAGGCUCAAGACGUAUGCCAACUUCCCAGAAGCACCUCAGGAGGAGGCUUCUCUCAGCAAUAGGCUCAAGACGUAUGCCAACUUCCCAGAAGCACCUCAGGAGGAGGCUUCUCUCAGCAAUAGGCUCAAGACGUAUGCCAACUUCCCAGAAGAACCUCAGGAGGAGGCUUCUCUCAGCAAUAGGCUCAAGACGUAUGCCAACUUCCCAGAAGCACCUCAGGAGGAGGCUUCUCUCAGCAAUAGGCUCAAGACGUAUGCCAACUUCCCAGAAGCACCUCAGGAGGAGGCUUCUCUCACUAAUAGGCUCAAGACGUAUGCCAACUUCCCAGAAGCACCUCAGGAGGAGGCUUCUCUCAGCAAUAGGCUCAAGACGUAUGCCAACUUCCCAGAAGCACCUCAGGAGGAGGCUUCUCUCAGCAAUAGGCUCAAGACGUAUGCCAACUUCCCAGAAGCACCUCAGGAGGAGGCUUCUCUCAGCAAUAGGCUCAAGACGUAUGCCAACUUCCCAGAAGCACCUCAGGAGGAGGCUUCUCUCAGCAAUAGGCUCAAGACGUAUGCCAACUUCCCAGAAGCACCUCAGGAUGAGGCUUCUCUCAGCAAUAGGCUCAAGACGUAUGCCAACUUCCCAGAAGCACCUCAGGAUGAGGCUUCUCUCAGCAAUAGGCUCAAGACGUAUGCCAACUUCCCAGAAGCACCUCAGGAGGAGGCUUCUCUCAGCAAUAGGCUCAAGACGUAUGCCAACUUCCCAGAAGCACCUCAGGAGGAGGCUUCUCUCAGCAAUAGGCUCAAGACGUAUGCCAACUUCCCAGAAGCACCUCAGGAGGAGGCUUCUCUCAGCAAUAGGCUCAAGACGUAUGCCAACUUCCCAGAAGCACCUCAGGAGGAGGCUUCUCUCAGCAAUAGGCUCAAGACGUAUGCCAACUUCCCAGAAGCACCUCAGGAGGAGGCUUCUCUCAGCAAUAGGCUCAAGAUGUAUGCCAACUUCCCAGAAGCACCUCAGGAGGAGGCUUCUCUCAGCAAUAGGCUCAAGACGUAUGCCAACUUCCCAGAAGCACCUCAGGAGGAGGCUUCUCUCAGCAAUAGGCUCAAGACGUAUGCCAACUUCCCAGAAGCACCUCAGGAGGAGGCUUCUCUCAGCAAUAGGCUCAAGACGUAUGCCAACUUCCCAGAAGCACCUCAGGAGGAGGCUUCUCUCAGCAAUAGGCUCAAGACGUAUGCCAACUUCCCAGAAGCACCUCAGGAGGAGGCUUCUCUCAGCAAUAGGCUCAAGACGUAUGCCAACUUCCCAGAAGCACCUCAGGAGGAGGCUUCUCUCAGCAAUAGGCUCAAGACGUAUGCCAACUUCCCAGAAGAACCUCAGGAGGAGGCUUCUCUCAGCAAUAGGCUCAAGACAUAUGCCAACUUCCCAGAAGCACCUCAGGAGGAGGCUUCUCUCAGCAAUAGGCUCAAGAUGUAUGCCAACUUCCCAGAAGCACCUCAGGAGGAGGCUUCUCUCAGCAAUAGGCUCAAGACGUAUGCCAACUUCCCAGAAGCACCUCAGGAGGAGGCUUCUCUCAGCAAUAGGCUCAAGACGUAUGCCAACUUCCCAGAAGCACCUCAGGAGGAGGCUUCUCUCAGCAAUAGGCUCAAGACGUAUGCCAACUUCCCAGAAGCACCUCAGGAGGAGGCUUCUCUCAGCAAUAGGCUCAAGACGUAUGCCAACUUCCCAGAAGCACCUCAGGAGGAGGCUUCUCUCAGCAAUAGGCUCAAGACGUAUGCCAACUUCCCAGAAGCACCUCAGGAGGAGGCUUCUCUCAGCAAUAGGCUCAAGACGUAUGCCAACUUCCCAGAAGCACCUCAGGAGGAGGCUUCUCUCAGCAAUAGGCUCAAGACGUAUGCCAACUUCCCAGAAGCACCUCAGGAUGAGGCUUCUCUCAGCAAUAGGCUCAAGACGUAUGCCAACUUCCCAGAAGCACCUCAGGAGGAGGCUUCUCUCAGCAAUAGGCUCAAGACGUAUGCCAACUUCCCAGAAGCACCUCAGGAGGAGGCUUCUCUCAGCAAUAGGCUCAAGACGUAUGCCAACUUCCCAGAAGCACCUCAGGAGGAGGCUUCUCUCAGCAAUAGGCUGAAGACGUAUGCCAACUUCCCAGAAGCACCUCAGGAGGAGGCUUCUCUCAGCAAUAGGCUCAAGACGUAUGCCAACUUCCCAGAAGCACCUCAGGAGGAGGCUUCUCUCAGCAAUAGGCUCAAGACGUAUGCCAACUUCCCAGAAGCACCUCAGGAGGAGGCUUCUCUCAGCAAUAGGCUCAAGACGUAUGCCAACUUCCCAGAAGCACCUCAGGAGGAGGCUUCUCUCAGCAAUAGGCUCAAGACGUAUGCCAACUUCCCAGAAGCACCUCAGGAGGAGGCUUCUCUCAGCAAUAGGCUCAAGACGUAUGCCAACUUCCCAGAAGCACCUCAGGAGGAGGCUUCUCUCAGCAAUAGGCUCAAGACGUAUGCCAACUUCCCAGAAGCACCUCAGGAGGAGGCUUCUCUCAGCAAUAGGCUCAAGACGUAUGCCAACUUCCCAGAAGCACGUCAGGAGGAGGCUUCUCUCAGCAAUAGGCUCAAGACGUAUGCCAACUUCCCAGAAGCACCUCAGGAGGAGGCUUCUCUCAGCAAUAGGCUCAAGACGUAUGCCAACUUCCCAGAAGCACCUCAGGAGGAGGCUUCUCUCAGCAAUAGGCUGAAGACGUAUGCCAACUUCCCAGAAGCACCUCAGGAGGAGGCUUCUCUCAGCAAUAGGCUCAAGACGUAUGCCAACUUCCCAGAAGCACCUCAGGAGGAGGCUUCUCUCAGCAAAAGGCUCAAGACGUAUGCCAACUUCCCAGAAGCACCUCAGGAGGAGGCUUCUCUCAGCAAUAGGCUCAAGACGUAUGCCAACUUCCCAGAAGCACCUCAGGAGGAGGCUUCUCUCAGCAAUAGGCUGAAGACGUAUGCCAACUUCCCAGAAGCACCUCAGGAGGAGGCUUCUCUCAGCAAUAGGCUCAAGACGUAUGCCAACUUCCCAGAAGCACCUCAGGAGGAGGCUUCUCUCAGCAAUAGGCUGAAGACGUAUGCCAACUUCCCAGAAGCACCUCAGGAGGAGGCUUCUCUCAGCAAUAGGCUCAAGACGUAUGCCAACUUCCCAGAAGCACCUCAGGAGGAGGCUUCUCUCAGCAAUAGGCAACUCCAGAGAUGCCCCGAGAACACUGUCCCAAGUCUAGAGGAACACCAACUUCAGCACAGCAACUCGAGGAAUGCUCCGUGUACCCCAAAUCGUCUCGAGAUGAGAGCUGAUUCCCUGGCUUAG
Molecule: messenger RNA, 16983 nt
Organism: Rangifer tarandus platyrhynchus (Svalbard reindeer)
Lineage: Eukaryota; Metazoa; Chordata; Mammalia; Artiodactyla; Cervidae
Source: the annotation of a GenBank genome assembly